CAGGAUGGCUGUCAACAGCUGAUCGAUCGGUGGUUCGGCCGUAUCCCACCCCUGCCAACUACCUCGCCAUCAGUGAGUAAUGGCCAAAUUUAUGGCCUCUCUCUACUCUCCCUCCAUUUACACUCACACUAUCUCGUUUCAUGUCAUCACCUCUGACCUUUUGUGCUAGAUGCCCUGCCUCUAGCUAAUACUCCCUCCUUCCCUAAAUAUUUAACGCCGUUAAAUUUUUUAAACAUGUUUGACCGUUCGUCUUAUUCAAAAAAAACUUUUGUGAAAUGUGUAAAACUAUGUAUAUACAUAAGAGUAUAUUUAACAAUAAAUCAAAUGAUAGAAAAAGAAUUAAUAAUUACUUAAAUUUUUUGAAUAAGACAAACAGUCAAAUAUUUUUUAAAAAGUCAACGGCAUCAAACAUUUUGGGAUGGAGGGAGUAUCUCUCUCUACUCUAUCAGUCUAUCAAUCUAGUAUCUAUCUAUCUCUAACUCCAAAGGCUCCAAAAGUCCAAACCCUGAAAGGAUGCAGCCCUAAGCAAAGGUUAUGGUGUAGGCCGUGUUUAAUUCAGUCCCAACAACCCUCAUCUUUCAACUUUCCAUCACAUCACAUCCAAAACUUUUCUACACAUAUAAGAGCAGGUACAAUAGCAGGCUAUAAGCCAGCUAUAAACAUAUUUUAAAGAGAUAAAGGAAGAGAGAGAAGAGCAGCGGGCUACAGAUCUGUAGCCAGCUGCAGCACGGACUUUAAGACGUAAGGUGUGUAUGACAGAUGGAACCAUGUACUAAUUGUGUAGUAAGCAAUUAUUGUAUGAAUUGGCUAUUACAUUGGCUAUAUAUGAUUUGAAGCUAGUAGUGGGCUAUACUAUUAAACUUGCUCUAAACUUUCAACUUUUUUUUUCUAAACUUCUAACCUUUUUUCAGGAAAUAAACACGGCCGUAGUAAAGCUGCAAGAGGAGGACCAGGACGUAGCUUGGGGGAUGGUGUACAAUUGUACACCCUGUGCUGCCCAUCUAUCAGUAUAACCCAGCCUUACAUCACCCAUAGCUUGAGGGUUGAAUCUGUUAGAGCUGAUGCAUGCCAGAUUUAUUGUGUCUAGUUGAUAAAAUUUGUUAGUAUGUUGAUCACACAUAGGACAAUUGUUGAUGUUAUGGUGAAGAAAUGUCUAACGUGUGCAUGGUAGUUCAGGUUGAAGGUCAGAUUUAACUAAGAAAAACAAUUAUAGAGAUGGCUUCCCUUUUUUUUCUAAUUAACAUACAAAUUUUAACCCGAUUUUUGUAACAUGUUUUUCAAACUGUUAAACGAUACAUUUUAUGUAAAAACUUUUUAUAUAUAAGUUGCUUUACAAUAUUAGAUAAAUACAAUUUCUAAAUACAAAUAAUUAAAGCUUAAUUAAUUAUACAUUAAUGAUUUUCUCGUUUUGCAUUCCGUACUUAAUCUUCACCCAAACGGGGCCUAACCAUGUUGAUGUUUAAUGUAAGAGCCAUAUAUGUUUGUAGUUGCCGAAUUAACCUUGGAGUUCAUAUCUUCGUUUCUUUUAAAAAAUAAUAUACAUAACAAUUGUUUACUUAAUUUCUCUUUUUACCAUGAUAGUAUAUGUUAGGAUUCAAUGUAGUUGGUUCAGUGUCCCUCUUAUUUUGAUCCUUAUCCAACGGUCCAUAUAUACAUCUACUUCAAGUACAAUAACAUAUGAGCAUGUGUAACAAGUCAUUCAAAUCUUCAUUUUUCUUAGCUAAGAAUGUAUUGUCAAAUAAUGAUUGAGAUUUUCCAUAUAGUGGUAAAAACGGUUACAUGUUCUGACCAUCUGAUGAUGUCAAUGACAUCUCAUAUGGAGGGUCAAAUUAAAACCAUCCUCUCCUCUGUUCCUGUGGUCACACGGCAUUGAUUCACAAUUCAAGUCAUACACAUAUCUAGUUGUAAUACAACUGCAAGAUAUGCAAGACUAUGGUGUUAUAAAUCAUGGUCUAUCUUGAAAAAAACACUAAAAUGUUCUUUUUCUUAGUCAGUGAUAUAUGAUUGAACAGUUUUAUCUAUCUAAAUAUAAUAAUGUAAAUGUCACAAAAAUUGAAGAAAAGACUAUUUGUUGCCUCUCUGAGAUUUUCGUUAGUGUUAAUUAUAAAUACAACGAUUUCAUAUGUAAAUCUCGUGAUAUAAAUACAUAUUAAAUAAUAUGCACUGUCAUAGCCUGUCUCCAGCAAAACGUUAAAAAUAUACUAUAACUACACAAAAAUACACGUGCAAUAAAUUUUAUCGAUAUUCGUUAUACACGAUGACAACUGUACAAGGAACACAUAAUUUACACGUGUACAUAGCUCCAGGUUAUGUGGUGAUGUCAAUGACAGCUCAAUUUAAGGGUCAAACAAAAAACCGAUGUCGUUUGCGGCGUCACCGUAUAUCCGUAUCGCCGUCAACUUUCGAUCUAACGGUCCGUAUUUAUCCGGUCACGACACAUCCAUAUCAUACUCAAUUCAAUAUAUGGAGUGCACUCAUGGUAUAUCUCCAAGAAAAAAAUAUAAUAAUUUCCAAUCAAACUUUUAUUGGUGUCACUAAUUACAUGAUUAAUGAGUUUUUUUUCCCUCUAUUCCCCUUGUGUCUCACUCUCUCACCUCUCUCUCUCUCUCUUUCCUUGGCCUUUUUAUUCUUAUCUCCUCGCCUUCGCUUCACCUCCUUACCUGUUGUUUUCCUCACUCCCUUGACCCGUCGUCCCAUGCUAAAGCCAAAGCUUAGGCAGCAGCAGUAGGCUUAAGCUUGGUUGGUCAAGGGCGAGUGGCCAUGGAGGCCAUGGACGUCAAGUACAAGCCGCUCGUGUUCCCCAACGGCGCCAUCAAGAAGGCGGCGAAGCCGGCGGCGGUGGCGCCUGCGGUGGGCGGCGGCGGAGGGGGAGAGACGGUGUACCGGGAGUGCCUCAAGAACCACGCGGCGAGCCUGGGCGGGCACGCGCUGGACGGGUGCGGGGAGUUCAUGCCGUCGCCGGCGGCGAACCCCGCCGACCCGACGUCGCUCAGGUGCGCCGCGUGCGGCUGCCACCGCAACUUCCACCGCCGGCUGCCGGAGGGGUCCCCCCCGCCGCCGCCGCCGCCGGCGCUGCUGCCCGCGCCGCCCAUGCCGCCGCACCGCGGGGAGGAGACGCCCGAGGUCCGCCUCCCCGGGGUGGAUGGCGACGAGUCCGACUCCGACUCGGACGGGUCGGAGUACGACGACGAGCGGUCCGUGUCCCCGCCGCCGCCGCCGCUGGCGGCGGCGGUGGCGCACCAGGUGUACUACCCUUCGGCGCCGCACAUGCUGCUGUCGCUGGGGUCGAGCGGGCAGGCGCAGAGGCUCCCGCCGCAGGUGAUGUCGCCGGCGGCGGCGGCCGCGCCUCCCCCCGGCGGCGGCGGCGGCGGGAUGCCGAGGAAGCGGUUCCGCACCAAGUUCACCGCCGAGCAGAAGCAGCGGAUGCAGGAGCUCUCGGAGCGGCUCGGGUGGCGCCUCCAGAAGCGCGACGAGGCCAUCGUCGACGAGUGGUGCCGCGACAUCGGCGUCGGCAAGGGCGUCUUCAAGGUCUGGAUGCACAACAACAAGCACAACUACCUCGGCGGCCACAGCGCCCGCCGCAGCGCCUCCUCCUCCUCCGCCGCCGCCGCCGCCGCCCCGCCAUUCAACCCUCCCACCUCACCUCCUCCUCCUCCUCCUCCUCCUCCACACGCCACCGACUUCAACAUCAACGGAACAGCCACCGCCGCCACCGCCGCCGCCGCCGCCACCAUCGCCGCCGGCAACCACCAAGAGAACGGAGCAUCGUCGCCGCAAUCAGCAUAAAAACUAGAGAGAAAAAGAGACAGCAAGUAGCCUUCAGUGAUCAUUCCAUUUUCCUUUUUUUUUGCUUCUUAGAUCGCUCAUCCAAGAAAUUAACCCCAAGAAAGGACGCCGCGGCUGCAGAUCAGUUCUUGAUGCCUAGUUACAGCAAAAGAAAAAAAAAGAGGAGAAAGAAGUCCAAUCUUUCCUUAUCCCUGUAUGUUCUUGGGAUCCGAUGAUGAUGGAGAAUUAGGGAUUUUAAUUAGAUUAUCUCAUCUCAAAAGUGGCACCUCUCUUGGCUGUUCUUGUCCUCCCUUUGAAGCAGAGGUAGGAGGAGAGGGUUCUUCCUUCUAGAAUUCUAGGAUCUCUCUUCUCUUUGAGAAAAAAUGUAUACAAAAAUGGAAGCAGCCUCACCUCUUGCACUCUGCUCACUUAAUUAGUGUUAUUAUUAUUAUUAUUAUUAUUAUUAUUAUUUUUACUACUGUUCUUUCAUUAA
This is a messenger RNA of Oryza sativa Japonica Group (Japanese rice), 4258 nucleotides long. NCBI's taxonomy places the organism in Eukaryota, Viridiplantae, Streptophyta, Magnoliopsida, Poales, Poaceae. The record is from RefSeq and is a predicted model, not a curated record.